Laetiporus sulphureus 93-53 is the source of this 837-nucleotide messenger RNA. RefSeq lists its product as uncharacterized. The record is from RefSeq and is a predicted model, not a curated record. Gene Ontology annotation, molecular function: DNA-binding transcription factor activity. Gene Ontology annotation, biological process: regulation of DNA-templated transcription. NCBI's taxonomy places the organism in Eukaryota, Fungi, Basidiomycota, Agaricomycetes, Polyporales, Laetiporaceae. The transcript has a single exon. Bases 1 to 837 code for a protein of 278 amino acids.
AUGACUGACCAGUCAUUCCCGGCAGCCCCUACUGCCUCCCCCGUGUUCGACAUGAUGAACGACUUCACGAGCGAGUAUCUGACCUCGCCGUACGAUGAUUCACCAUUAGACGAAUGGCUCAGUACCCCCGCUCUCGACUCCGCUGACAUCGGUUCGGACAUCCUCACGAGUCCAGCAAUCGCCGACACGGAUGAUUUCAAUGACUUCGGUGGCACAUCUCUCUUCGGCGAGUCGUUAGGGCUGACGAACGCGAUUUGCGAUCAAACUAAGGUCGCGCCACGUCCUGCCCCUGUUGGCCCACUGCCGACACCAUUCGACUUCAAUGACAUGUACCGCAUGCCAUCGCCAACCACUCCUGCCCUCGAUCCCAUGUCGCUCGACCGCUCGCCACACCUUUCCAAUGUUGCGCCACCUGCACCACCACGUCGACGAAACGCACCGACGGGCACGCGCAAGAAUAUCACCCCGGAGGCGCUAGUACCUCUCGACGCGCCCAUUCAGCCUCGCAAGUAUGUCACGCCAUCGGCCACGUCUCGAAAAGAGGUGCCUGCUGUCUUCGCUAAGAAGCGGUCAUUGUCUGUGGCGUUUGGCGAGGAUGGUGAGCAGGUAGACGCUGCGAACCUUCCUCUGUCCGACUUGGAAGCGAUCGAAGCCAAGCGGCGACAAAAUACGCUUGCCGCGCGACGCAGCCGAAAGCGCAAGCUCGAGUACCAGCGGGAGCUGGAGGUGAGCAUGGAGCAGGAGCGGGCGGAGAAGGAGAUGUGGAAGUCGCGGGCGAUCAUGUACGAGGCGCUGCUACACAGCCACGGACUCGAAGUCCCAUCGUUUGAUCCAUGA